Molecule: messenger RNA, 486 nt
Organism: Eucalyptus grandis
Lineage: Eukaryota; Viridiplantae; Streptophyta; Magnoliopsida; Myrtales; Myrtaceae
Product: protein phosphatase 2C 51-like
Exons: 3
Coding region: 1-486 (161 amino acids)
Biological process (GO): protein dephosphorylation
Cellular component (GO): nucleus; cytosol
Molecular function (GO): protein serine/threonine phosphatase activity
Source: RefSeq, a predicted model, not a curated record
AUGGCCAGCGUUGGAGCUCUGGUGAGGGCAGGAGCACGGUCGUCAGACGCCAGGCGGAGCGAGGGCAAGGGCGACGUUCAACAGCGCGGAGGCUUGCUGAGAAGGAGAGUGGAAGCAGCUGGAAGAAGGGUCAUAGAUUGGAAUGAAUCUCGUGUCCUAGGCGUGCUUGCUACAUUAAGGUCAAUGGGAGAUUAUUGUUUAAAGCAAUAUGUGAUGGCUGAGCCAGAGGACACAGUAAGCAAGAGAACAGAGUUGGACGACUUCCUUGUGAUAGCAAGCGAUGGGUUAUGGGAUGCGCUCUCUAACGAGGCUGCCUGCCAAGUUAUGAGGAGGUGCCUUGACAGAUAUAUAAAGAGGAGGUUCCCUGAGGAGCUGAGAGGAAGUAAUGUCGUCAAGGUGGCUACAGUGCUAGCCAAACUGGCCAUGGCUCGAGAUAGCCAAGACAAUAUCAAUGUGAUUAUGGUCGAGUUGAAGAAACCAAACUAG